UAGAGACUCGAUGGACGUCAACCAUAUGAUUACAGAAGGCUGAAGAUAGAGUUUGGUGGAGAGAGGGGAUGUUGUAUGGUUCAUAUGGGUGACACAAGGAUUUUAGCCCAGGUAUCGUGUGAAGUUGUUGAACCCAAAGAAAACAGACCAAAUGAAGGUCAACUGUUUGUUAACCUUGAACUCUCACCUAUGGCAUCAACUACAUUUGAAGCAGGAAGGUUAUCAGAUUAUGGUGUAGAACUGAACAGAUUAUUGGAAAGGACUGUUAAAGAUUCAAGAGCUUUAGAUGUUGAAUCAUUAUGCAUUGUUGCUGGUGAAAAGGUUUGGAAGAUAAGACUAGAUGUGCAUGUAUUGAACCAUGAUGGUAAUAUAUUAGACUCAGCCUGCAUAGCAGCCAUCGCUGCUCUCUCACACUUUAGAAGACCAGAUGUGACCGUUAUAGGAGAGAGUGUCACUAUCCAUUCUCCUCAAGAUCGUGAUCCUGUCCCUCUCAAUGUUCAUCAUAUACCUGUUUGUGUAACAUUUGCAUUCUAUCACCAAGGGUCAAGGUUACUUGUUGAUCCAACAGAGAAGGAAGAGAGAGUAAUGGAAGGUACAAUGGUUGUUGGUAUGAAUGUUCAUAGAGAGCUGUGUACCAUGCAGGUUACAGGAAGUAUGCUCAUACUUAAAGAACAGAUCAUGCGAUGUUGUCAGAUUGCCGUAGUUAAAGUAGGAGAACUUACAGACCUCAUCAAACUAGCUUUAGAGAAGGAUAAAACAGCCAGAGCUGAAGGUAAGAAGUUUGGUUUUGCUGAAUCCCAUCCAAAGAAAUUAAUCACAAGUCAAGUCAUUCCUGAACAGACCGUUGAUACGUCAGACAUUGAAGGUGAAGUCAAGCAGAUUAUGGAGACGACUGAACAACCUGAACAAGUAUCCAGCAAGUUAGAGAUCAAAAAGCCAGGCUUGGGACAGAUAGGAGAAGGAUUAAGAAACUCUUGGUUUGAUGAUGAUGGUGAUAAAGAGGAAGAAAAGAAUGGAAAGGAGGAGGAUGAAGAUAUGGAAGGGAUAGUAUCAGAAGAAGAAGAGGAGGAGAUUGUGAUAAAACCUGUAGCUAAAGAGAAAAGAAAAGGAAAAUCCAAGGCUUAUGAUUCAGAGAGUGAAGAAGAAGAAACAUUCACAUUAGAUAAUGCAGAGCUUGAUAUUGUUCCUAGGUCAAAGUCAUUAAAACCUUCAGAGGAAUUGGAUCUUACUUCAGCGUUAAAGAAACCAUCAGAGAAGAUUAAAACUGGAGGGAACGUCAAAUCUAAGGGAGGGAAGAAGAAAUGGAAGAAAGGACAAAAUAUCAAAGAUAGGCCAUGAGAAAUUUACAACAGGAUGACUAAUAUAGAACAAGAACUAUUAUGAGAAAUAUAGAAGAGAAACUAAUCAUAUGAAUGAGACUUUGGAGUACUGUGAAGCAGAUAUAAACUGCUUUAGAUGGGACGAAUCAGAUGACUAGAUCUUUUAGGAGGUUCAUAUGAUUGGUUGGAUGAGUAAUAAAACUUCUUUUCUAUGAAUGUAAGAAUAUUAUGUCACAAGACUUGCACUAUUGCUAAACCUGCUAUGCCAUCUCUAGAUAAGGUGCGUAAAGGAACAUUGAAAAUCAGAUGGGCAUUUGCCUGUUUCUUGAUUGUGUAAACAAGACAUUUUAUAUUGGGUUGAAUAGAUUGUUCAGAAAGCUUUAAAAGGGAAGAAACAAAUGGCUGGACUGAUAUGACAAAUGAUGAAGAUUGAGUAACUGAUCACAUCUCAAGAUAAGCUUUAGUAGCAUGAUAUGACAUGUCAUGAUGACAUCAAACCCAGCUGAUCUUUCAAUCCUGAACAAGAAUAAGCUAAAAGAAAUUUUGAUAGCAUUCUGAUCUACUGGAUUUCAUUCAUUCAAGAUAAUUCCUGAGAUGUUAAGGCAAUUCACCCUCCCUCUUUUUGCUAGGCUUUUACCAGUAAAAGGGAGAGGUAAGCAUAAUGCUGAAGUAUGGAGGUAGAUCAUAGAGUUUUACUAAAUGUUCUCAGACCCAGCUACGCAUCUUUGUACACAUCACUUUUAGUUAGACUUAAUUAUCUGUGAAACACCCCCUGUGACACGUUUUAUAAAACUCAUUAUAACAAAUUUGUAAUAGCACUUUAAAGCUACUGAAAUCAUUCAAUAUGAAUUGCUGCUAGUAAACUUGUUAUAGAAAUUAUGCAUUUGUUUUUAUAGCAAAUCUUUAUAAAACGGGACGUGGAUGUAAAAGGAGGAUCUCGGAGCGAUUGUAGAUAUCAUUUCUCACUUUUAAUUAUCAAGAACUCAGAUUAUUAUUAUUUUGUUUAGCAUCACCUGUGCCUGGGAGGAGAAAAGUGAACAGAAUCACUAUGACCCACUUGUCUCUCCUCCCAAUGUAACUGAUGGGGGGGGGGGGUGCUGGUGGACCACUUCACUUGCCUUUACCCCUACUCUUGUGUGGCCAGUCUGUGUAAUAAUCUGUAAUAUAUUUACAUUACCAUCAAGAUGUUCCUUUUAUCUGACAUACCAUCCAUACUCGGGAAUGAUUAAUUCAGGGUGCAGUUAAUAUCAUUGCUGGGAUUUCAAAUACAUGUAGAUUUUAACUGAAAUAACAAUGUGAGGCCAACUUGCUGAUGUAUGUGAUAUACUUCUGAGCAGGAAUUUAAAAUCAGUUUUAAUCUAUGGUCUAUUUAUGGGUAGCUAGAACAUGUUAAUGCUCUUAUUUUUCUUUUGGUUUAAGGGACUUCCAGGUACUGUUUUAUGAAGCUUCUCAUACUCUGAGAGUUACCAUAGCAACAAUCUGAGAGUGGUGCUUUCCAGUAAAUCAAAACCAAGGAUUUCACUUAUUAUCAGAACUCUCAUGAGAGUGAUCAGUUUUCUUGAUUUAAUAAUAAAGAAACAAUUCUACUUCAUUCAUCCUCUAACAGUUAUAUUAAUGAUGUUCUGACAAUCGUAAUUGGCUUUCCAUAGUCAUUUCAUGUAUUUCAUCCAUGGUUGAAUAGGGAGCUUUUGACUUUCUAUCCAUUACACAAAAUUCCUCUAAUUUGGAGAAAUUAGUCCUACUGAGCAUGAAUAAAGGAUGUAUCAUUAAAGGAGAGAAGAAUUCAGCAUCAUCGGCUAGGUUGUAAAAUCUAAAUUUUUACCAAAGUGCCCUUUUUACUAAAUCAGCCGUAUGUUACUCCUUUUUGAAGCUGUAAUUUUUAGAUUGAAAAGACAUGACUAUUUCAUAUGAAUCAAAGCAUUGUGUUUCUUAUU
Lytechinus pictus (painted urchin) is the source of this 3253-nucleotide messenger RNA. RefSeq names its product exosome complex component RRP45-like. The transcript has 11 exons. Bases 76 to 1338 code for a protein of 420 amino acids. The record is from RefSeq and is a predicted model, not a curated record. Gene Ontology annotation, biological process: exonucleolytic trimming to generate mature 3'-end of 5.8S rRNA from tricistronic rRNA transcript (SSU-rRNA, 5.8S rRNA, LSU-rRNA); nuclear mRNA surveillance; U1 snRNA 3'-end processing. Lineage: Eukaryota; Metazoa; Echinodermata; Echinoidea; Temnopleuroida; Toxopneustidae. Gene Ontology annotation, cellular component: cytoplasmic exosome (RNase complex); nuclear exosome (RNase complex). Gene Ontology annotation, molecular function: mRNA 3'-UTR AU-rich region binding.